AUGGAUCCUUCUAUCGAUGCAGACAUACAAUCACCCGAGAAUAUGAUUGUUGAUCCGGACGAGUAUGUCGAGCCAUCGGAUAAUGAGAAGGAUGACAUCGCCAUCAUAGAUCCGGAUGAACCUAGGCCAACGCCUGCUGAUGAUUAUGAAGCUAUAGCAGAGCUGGUAUUGCCACCGCUGGAUCAACAGCCCCCGAUCAUAGAGACGGUUCAUCAUACUUGGGAAAUUAAAAAUUGGCAAGGGCUCCAAAAGAGAGAACAUGGCCCAAUCUUUCAUGCUGGAGGAUACCCAUGGCGUAUUCUAAUGUUCCCAUACGGAAAUAAUAGCGAUAAUGUGUCCUUCUACCUGGAGCACGGAUUUGAAGACGGGCCUCCGGACGACUUUGUAUGCUGUUUGCAAUUCGGUCUCGUUCUAUGGAAUCCGAACGAUCCAACUCUUUACACUUACCACACUGCGCAUCAUCGAUUUACCAAAGAGGAAGGGGACUGGGGCUUUACUCGAUUCGUUGAAACCCGCAAGCUUCAUGCUCAUGUAUGGCCUGGAUCCAACCCCCCAAGGCCGUUGGUUGAGAGCGGAGAAGCAAAUAUGACGGCAUAUGUAAAAAUAGUCGAGGACGAAACAGGCGUGUUAUGGCAUAACUUCAACAACUAUGAUUCGAAGAAAGAAACUGGAUUUGUCGGCUUAAAAAAUCAGGGAGCAACAUGUUAUUUGAAUUCGCUCAUUCAGUCUCUAUAUUUUACUAAUGCCUUCCGGAAGGCAGUAUAUCAAAUUCCAACACAAGACGAGGACACCACCACAAACAGCGCAUAUACUUUACAACGCCUCUUUUAUCAGCUGCAGUCAUCUUCUGCAGCUGUGAGUACCAACGAACUCACCAAGUCUUUUGGCUGGGACACAAAACAGAUUUUUGAACAGCAAGAUGUUCAAGAGCUUUCUAGGAAACUGAUGGAGGUUAUGGAAAAGAGAAUGAAGGGGACUGAAGCUGAAAAUGUUCUCCCUAAAUUGUUUUGCGGAAAAGUGCGAACCUAUAUCUCUUGCAUCAAUGUUGACUACGAAUCUCGCCGAGUAGAAGAUUUUUGGGACGUUCAAUUGAAUGUUAGCGGCGAAACCCACAAACUUCAAGAUGCGAAGAAAGGUGUCAUCUUUGAAUCAUUUCCCGAAGUUCUUCAUUUGCAGCUCAAGAGAUUUGAAUAUGAUAUUGAGCGAGAUUCCAUGAUGAAGGUCAAUGAUCGUUUACGAAUUCCAGAUACUUUUGAUGCCGCACCAUAUCUAUCAGAUGACGCAGAUAGAUCCGAAUCUUGGAUUUAUAAGCUGCAUGGGGUCCUUGUACACAGCGGCGACCUCAAUGCAGGACAUUAUUAUGCAUUCAUCAAGCCCGAAAAGGAUGGGUGGUUCUACAAAUAUGAUGACGAUAAAGUAACAAAAGCCACAAUGCGAGAAGUUUUGGAGGAUAAUUAUGGAGGAGAGAUGCCCCUUUUGAAUGGUCAAGUUUAUGAUGCGUCACAAAAACCUAUCAUACGACACAACAGCGCAUACAUGCUUGUCUACAUUCGCGAGGCAAGACUCGAUGAGGUAUUGCUCCCCGUAACGAACGCCGAUACGCCGGCUCAUCUCCAAAGAAAACUUGAAGAGGAGGCCGCUUUCAAAGAAGCACGACGGAGGGAACGAGAAGAACAGCACUUGUACCUUACUGUCAGGGUGAUUACCCAGGAGACUUACGCAGCCCAUGGUGGACAUGAUCUUACAGUGUUUGACAGAAGUCAUGACGAAGAUCCUGCGGCUGCUAAAUCCUAUAAACUCCUCAAGAAGUGUACUAUAAGAGAGCUCAUCAAAGUGAUUGGUAAGGAUACUGGAACUGAUCCGAGAAGACUACGAGUCUGGUUCAUGGUCAAUCGUCAAAACAAAACAACAAGACCUGACACGCCUGUUCUGGACUACGAUCAAACCAUUGAAGAAGCUCACCUGAAAUUGGCUGGUAGUAAAACACAGGAGCUGAGGCUUUGGGCCGAAACAGCCGAAACAGUUGAUUCUAACGGCGAUGCGGUGUGGCCAGCUCAUCCGUUAGUGAAGGAAGGGUCGUCUCCAAGUAGAUCUGAUGAAAUUGUCAUAUUUCUCAAAUGGUUCAAUGUUGAUACCCAGUCUUUAGUUGGAUGCGGUCACAUUUAUAUCAGUAGCCAGAGUAAAGUUGAAGAAUUGGCCCCGUUCAUCUUGAAACGUAUGAAUUGGCCAGAGGACACUAGAUUGAAGCUCUACGAGGAGAUAAAACCGGACAUGAUCGAACCUAUGAAAGCGAAACAAUCACUCAAGGCAGCAGAACUCCAAGAUGGCGAUAUUGUUUGUUUCCAGAGAGCUUUGGAAGGAAGUGUUGGAAGCGAUGGCUCGGAUUCUACUACCGUGGUCUCCAAUGGCUUAAACCCUCGCCAGCAGCCUCUCAAAUCAUCUGACAUCAUAGAUGAUGCGCGACUAUACUACGACUUCCUCCGUCAUCGAAGACUCAUUACUUUCCAUUGCCAUCCAACCAGAGGAAGCAAAGAAUUUAAUAUAGACAAUUGCGAAUCAUUCACUCUGGUAUUAAGUGCAAAGCACACUUAUGAUCAGGUAGCUGCCAAGGUUGGAGAGAAGCUGAAUGUGGAACCGACUCAUAUCAGAUUUUGGACUAUUGCUUUGAAUACAGGUAAUCCCAAAACCGCGAUCAGACGCACGUCGAAUCAUACUUUGGUCAACAUGGUCAGCAGUAGUUACGCGUCAUUUGCUGGCACCACUAUUAGGUCAGAUGCUUUAUUUUUCGAAGUCCUUGACAUCAGUCUCGCGGAAUUGGAUACCAAGAAACCUAUGAAGGUUAGCUGGAUCAGCGAAGGUGUCACAAAAGAAGAACCACUGGAUAUACUGGUGCCUAAAACUGGAACUGUGGAUGAUAUAGUGUCCUCGGUGAUUAAGAAAGCACGAUUAGAAGACGAAGAAAAGGGUGGACCUAUCCGAGUAUAUGAAACACACAGCAACAAAAUUCACAGAGAACUUUCCCGUGGUCAUCCAAUCAAGGAUCUUACCGAUUACAUUUCGAUUAUACUAGAGCGAAUACCGGAAGAAGAGCUUGCGCAACCGAAUGGCAGUCAGUAUAUUCAUGCCUUUCACUUCCACAGUGAUCCAACCAAAGCGCACUCAAUUCCGUUCAAAUUUCUCAUCUUCCAAGAUGAAAUAUUUUCCGACACUAAGAAGCGACUGGAGAAGCGGACUGGUAUAAAAGGCAAAAACCUUGAGAAGGUCAAAUUUGCCAUUGUCAAGAGGAGCUCUUACACCAAACCUAUAUACUUGAAUGAUGACGAUACAUUAUGGGAUAUGCUUGGGGAUGAUGACGACCAACUCGGAUUAGAUCACGUUGAUAAGGUACGAAACACAAGGACUGGCAUGGGAGACUUGUUCUUGAAGUAG
Botrytis sinoallii is the source of this 3429-nucleotide messenger RNA. RefSeq lists its product as uncharacterized. Bases 1 to 3429 code for a protein of 1142 amino acids. Gene Ontology annotation, molecular function: cysteine-type endopeptidase activity; cysteine-type deubiquitinase activity; protein binding. Gene Ontology annotation, cellular component: cytosol; nucleus. Gene Ontology annotation, biological process: protein deubiquitination; regulation of protein stability. The record is from RefSeq and is a predicted model, not a curated record. The transcript is spliced from 12 exons. Lineage: Eukaryota; Fungi; Ascomycota; Leotiomycetes; Helotiales; Sclerotiniaceae.